Penicillium salamii is the source of this 2892-nucleotide messenger RNA. The record is from the annotation of a GenBank genome assembly. NCBI's taxonomy places the organism in Eukaryota, Fungi, Ascomycota, Eurotiomycetes, Eurotiales, Aspergillaceae.
AUGAUUCCUCGAGAGAAUGCCUGGGCUGUAACUGGUACACCACUGCGAAAGAACAUCGAUGAUCUGUUCGGUCUUUUCCUGUUUCUCCAUUACGGGCCGUAUUGCUAUUCAAAUCCACUCUGGAAGAGAUUGCAUUCCCGCUUUGGUCCCGUUUUGGUGAACAUCAUCGGCACGAUUGCUCUGAGACAUACCAAGGAUCGCGUACGCGAUGAGCUACGUCUGCCACCCCAAAAGCGGAUUGUCAUUACCACUCCAUUCACAGCAGUGGAGGAGCAAAGAUAUGAGCAAUUGUUUAAGGAAAUGAGAAAGGAGUGCGAACUGGAUCCCACAGGAGGUCCGCUUCGUGAUGAUUGGGACCCCGCAGAUCCUCGGACCAUUGAUAAAAUGCGUUCCUGGCUAACAAGACUUCGCCAAACCUGCCUCCAUCCUGAAAUUGCCGGAAAUAGACGUCGAGCUAUAGCAGGUGCUGCCCCGCUGCGGACUGUGGAUGAUGUGUUGGAGUCAAUGAUUGAUGCCAACGAGGCAACCCUCCGGAGCGAAGAGCGGUCACUUCUUCUCUCGCAGCUUCGACGAGGUCAACUCCUGGAGAAUGCAAAGAAGCGUCAAGAAGCUCUCGUUCUCUGGCAGAAAGCAUUGGACCACUCCACAAAACUGGUCGAAGACAGCAGAGAGCAAUUGCGCCUGCUUAAAGACAAUGCUAGCAACAAGGAUGCCCCAGGCCUAUUUGAGGAUCCCGAAGAAGCAGAUAAGAACAGUCGCCUUGGCCAAUGUCGACUUAAGCUCCGAGGCGCACUUGAGAUUCAACAUAUUGCAGUGUUCUUCACUGCCAAUGCAUUUUACCAGAUCAAGAGUGAUCCAAACCUGACGGUUCCCGACUCGGAUGAGUUCAAAGCCCUUCAAAAACGAGAAGAAGAUGGCUACGAGGCUGCUAAGGUCAUUCGAAAAGAGAUGCUAGUCGAUGCCUCGCAAAAGGCCGAUCGCCACAUGAAGGCAAUCAAAGAGAAGGCGCAAAGGAAGCAGUUUGUCAAUAUCCCGAAAAUGGAUCCUCACAUCUAUAGCCGCGGAAUCGAGGCUUACAAUGUGAUCAGCAACUUUGAAGAUCUGUGCGAGGCUCUCAACAAACAUGCCGAGCAGUACAAAGAAUGGCGUGAAACCAUGGCAGGGCUAGUUACAAAGUCGCUGAUUGACCAAGAAGAAGACGCAGAGCUCGAGGGCGAUGAAUAUGAACGAUCGACGAAGCACCAAGAUGAAAUGUAUGUAUAUAUGGAAGGGUUGCGAUCGAUCUAUGCCGAUAGAAGUGACGCUCUUACUGGUGAGAAGAAUGUCCUCAUCUCCCAUGAAGUCAAAGCGGGCAUCGUUCAAGCCCAAAAGGGGGAGGGGCCUUCUCCUCAGCUGUUUCUGAAAGUCAUGAACGCCCGCAGUGAGCUUAUGCCUGAUCCUACGAUCGGAUCACUUCGCAAGAUUAUCAGCGAACUGAGGAGCAUUUUUACCUCCCUUGAGUGGCAGGCAAGCGCGGGAAACCCGCGUGCUCGGGCUGAACAUGAAGUUGUUGAAAUGGUGCUGAAAAACGCAACCCAAAUGAUUGCCGAGCAACUCAAAGUAUCGAGCGGGUUAGAGAGGGAAGUUGAGAUGUUCCGUGACGCCAUGAACCAUCGAUUGGAGUAUUACCGCCACCUUCAGCAAAUUUCCGAUACUGUCGCACCAUACGAUGAGCAGAGCGCGGGCAUGCCACUAGACGAGGCUCUGUUUGCCCAGAAGGCAGAGCAAGAACAGAAAACCGAGGAGAAAAUAUCUUCUCUGAAGUCCAAGGCAAGGUAUCUUCUUCACUUGAGGGAGGAUUCGAGUGCCGAUGACAGUUCCAGAACCUGCAUCAUCUGCCAAUGCCCAUUUGAAGUUGGGCUAUUGACUGUAUGUGGUCACAAAUUCUGUUCCGACUGCAUGAAACUAUGGUGGCAUCAGCAUCACAACUGUCCAAUGUGCAAGAAGACCUUGAUGCGCAAGGAUUUUCACCCAAUUUCCUACCGACCACAGGUCCUGUCCGCACAGGAGGAGAAAUCAUCUUCCAAGCCACAUGCUGGUGGGUAUUCUCAAAAUGCCCUAUACAGUGACAUCAGCUCGGGGCAUCUGAAAGAGAUCAGGAAUGUUGAAUUGAAGGUUUCCUACGGAACGAAGAUCGACACCAUGGCCCGGCACAUCAUAUGGCUGCGGACCCAAGACCCUGGAGCCAAGUCAAUUGUUUUCUCUCAGUACCGGAGCUUUCUGACAGUAUUACAAGAGGCUUUUGGUCGUUUUGGGAUUGGUAGCACCACCGUUGACCACAAGAGUGGCAUCGAAAACUUCAAAAAGGACCCAAAGAUUGAGUGCUUUUUGUUGCACGGCAAGGCACAGUCCUCCGGGCUUACUUUAAUAAAUGCCACUCAUGUCUUCCUAUGUGAGCCACUGGUCAAUACAGCAAUCGAGCUGCAGGCAAUUGCUCGGGUACAUCGUAUCGGCCAGCAUCGACCAACGACAGUAUGGAUGUACCUCGUCUCUGGCACAGUGGAGGAAUCCAUUUACGAACUAUCGGUGGCUCGGCGACUAGCUCACAUCAUCGAGAAAGAGAAAUGCGAACACGCCCCAGCGGAAGCUGCUAACGGCAAUGGCACUACCAUCGAAGAUUUAUCUGAGACAGCUAUCGAUUCUGCAAACUCCAUGGAAAUUCAAGAUUCCCGCCUUGGAACUUUGAUGCAAAGCGGUGACUCAGGGGGAGAGAUAGUGCAGAAGGAUGACCUCUGGCAGUGUCUCUUCGGAAAUGUCAAACAAAGGGGUGAAAGUCGUUUAACCAAUGCCGAGAAGGACGUUGACCGAUUUUUGAGGGGGGAGGCAGCUGAGCGAAGGGCCAGUGGACAGUGA